This is a messenger RNA of Tachyglossus aculeatus (Australian echidna), 1177 nucleotides long. RefSeq names its product heme binding protein 2 (gene HEBP2). Bases 47 to 616 code for a protein of 189 amino acids. Gene Ontology annotation, cellular component: cytoplasm. The transcript is spliced from 4 exons. The record is from RefSeq and is a predicted model, not a curated record. Lineage: Eukaryota; Metazoa; Chordata; Mammalia; Monotremata; Tachyglossidae.
CUGCGGCCCCGCGCGCGCGGGGGCGUCCAGCACAGCGCCCGUCGCCAUGGCCGAGGCCCCGCCCGAGAGCGCCCCCUGCACCCGCCUCCAGGCCUCGCACCAGCCGGACGGUUAUGAAAUCCGCCAGUACGAACCGGCCAAGUGGGUUAGUAUUCCUGUUGAGUCCGUGGGAUGGGAUGAUGCCAUCCAAACUGGUUUUACAAAACUCUGGGAGUACAUUCAAGGCAACAAUGAGCAAGAGGCCAAGAUAAAGAUGACUGCCCCGGUGACAAGCUACGUGGAGCCGGGGGAAGGCCCUUUUAGCCAACCCACCAUCACCAUUUCCUUUUACCUCCCCCGGGAACAGCAGUCUGACCCACCCAAGCCCGUGGAGUCCAACGUCUUCAUCGAAGACCGACCUGGAAUGACAGUGUUCGUCCGGUCUUUUGAGGGAGUGUCUAGCGCUGUAAAGAACCAAGAGGAACUCCUGACAUUAGCAAACACCUUGAGACAAGAUGGAAAAGUCUUCGACGAAAAGGUUUUCUACACUGCAGGCUACGACAGUCCUUUGAAGUUGCCCAGUAGGCUCAAUGAGGUGUGGCUGGUCAAGAAAAAUGGACCACCCCAAAGUCAGUGAAUAAAAGUCUGUUGCUGGAAACAAUCGUUUAUCUUUGACAUCAGCAGCUAUCUCUUAAGCAAUAUUUACUGUCUCCACUUUGAGUAUUCAUUUUAUAAGCUGAGGAGCUUUCUAAUGUGCCUUUAAUACUAGCAACCAGCUUACUAGAGGGAUAUGAAGUUAGCGUCUUGCUGAAUGAACAAGGGUCUGCCCUAAGUUGUUCUGUGCAAGUGGGAUUUUAAGUUCUCUGGGUCUCAGGGAAAUAGCCACUGUAUGUGGAAAGAAAGCUGAGUGUAAUUGCCUGUAGCCUGGACCCAAGACAGAUUGAGUUCACCAGUAGUUGAAAGUCACUUUAAAGCCUUUUUGUUAUCUGGGGCUGAGACACUUUGGUAUGCACCUGCUGCUGCUUCAUCGUGGUGAACGGACUAAGUUAUAUAUGCUGUUUUCCGAUCACUAGCAAUCCACGAUAGCUUUACGGCCCGGUAAAUCUUUUGCUUUAUGUACUUUACUGGUAACUGUAAGCCGAAGCACUAGGUUGAAAUGGUUCCAGUUCUGAAUUAAAGCACUGAGAUAGUUACCGUC